This is a messenger RNA of Cajanus cajan (pigeon pea), 2467 nucleotides long. Its product is annotated as MICOS complex subunit. Gene Ontology annotation, cellular component: MICOS complex. Gene Ontology annotation, biological process: cristae formation. Lineage: Eukaryota; Viridiplantae; Streptophyta; Magnoliopsida; Fabales; Fabaceae. The record is from RefSeq and is a predicted model, not a curated record.
GGGUUGGGCUAGAACUAAAACGGGUCAUGUGAUAUGUGAUCGUUUGAUGACAGAACACCCCUGCAAAAUUGUUGUGAAUUCAAUCGGUGUAGCCAAAAUAAGGUUGUAGUUGCACCCGUGUUGUUGUAGCAGGGGUUCCGUCAAACAUUCCCUCCACACUCCCACUCGAUCCAUUCCACUUCUGCACUCUAAAUCUCAACACACCCUCUUCCCACUGCCAUGUUGCGCAGGUCCAUUUUGGAAAUAUCAUCUCGCUCAACUCUUAGAAGGAACCCCAGACGUUUUAUAUACCAGCAGAUACCUUUACAUCUAUCUUCGCAAAGGAGUUUUUCAACUGCAUCAAAACCAGGGAGUGCCCCAGCUUCUGGCUCCCCAGGAAAGCCACCUGAGUCUAAUGGCACUUUAUCAAAGUUUUUCAUUGGAAGUAUAGCUUUAGGUGCUGCUUUUCUGGCAGCUUAUCAAACUGGUUAUUUGGAUCAAUAUCUUAAGAAGGAACCGCAUAGUGUUCCACAGGAAGCUCAUGUCGAUGCAACUAUUGAAAAUUUGAAGAGUGUGCAACAUUCAACGGACCCAUUAAUUUCACCUACUGAGAAAUUUAACAACGAAAAUCCCACUGUGGAGCUUGCAGAGCAGAAGGUUGAUGCCCAUUUUUCACAGCCAGAAAUCGUAGUAGAAGAUCAAGUGGAUAAGCUGACUCCUGUGCAAGACAAAUCUGAUAUUGCUGAAGAUGGUACCAUUGCUGCCAAAGAAAACCAAUUGCCUGAAUAUCCUCCAAGCAGUCCAACAUCUGAUGAUCUAAGUAAAGAAUCUGUGGUGCAAUCUGACAGGAGUAUUGGAAUAAAAAGUACCGAGACAGACAAUGCCUCAAGAUUGGAAGAGGGACUUCAAAAUACAGCCACAUCUGCGCAGACCAAUGCAGUUCCAGAUGAAAAUGGGAUGAAAAAUAUUCAACCAGAACAACUGGCAAUACAAGAAGCACAGGAGAGAAGAGAGAGUGCAUUAGGCAAAGAUAUAGAGCAACAACCUACCCUCCUUGAGGAGUAUCACUUAAGGAAUAAAUCAGAAAGAAACCCUGCAACUUAUAUGUAUAGUCACGGCUUUACUGAGAAUAGCAAUUUUCUUGAAGGAAAAGAGGCACUUAGUGGUGCAAUGGAGGAAUUGAAAGAUGGUUACGUGUCUGAGGAUGGGAAACUCGUUCUAGAUUUCUUGCAAGCCAUCCAUGCUGCAGAGAAAAGGCAGGCUGAUUUAGAUGCACAUGUUUUUAAUGAAGAGAAGAAAGUGUUAAAGGAAAAAUAUGAAAAUAAGUUGAAAGAUGCAGCAGCCAGAGAACUCAUGCUUGCUGAGGAGGCUGCAAUGUUGGACAAGGACCUGAAAAGAGAACGAGCAAAAGCAGCCCUUGCUAUCAAGUCACUGCAAGAAAAGAUGGAAGAGAAACUGAAGACAGAACUUGAACAGAAGGAAAUUGAAGCUGAAUUGAAUUUGAAAAAAGUUCAGGAAUUAGCAAAGGCCGAGUUAAAUGCAGCCAUAGCAAAUGAGAAGGCAGCUCAAAUUGAAAAAAUGGCUGAAGCAAAUGUUAAUAUAAAUGCCUUAUGCAUGGCAUUUUAUGCUCGAUCUGAAGAAGCUCGUCAAAGUCAUGCUACACAAAAUUUUGCUUUGAGAGCACUUGCACUGGAAGAUGCACUGUCAAAAGGACUGCCAAUUGAGAAAGAAAUAGCAUCUUUGCAAUCUUAUCUUGAAGGCAUAGAUAAAGAUUCAGUUUUAGAUUUGGUACUAUCAUCCCUUCCUGAAGAAACACGAAGCAACGGCACAGACACACAACUGCAGUUAAAGCAUAAGUUUGAUGCCUUAAAAGGCAGCGUACGACACUUCAGCUUCUUCCCACCAGGAGGGGGAGGUAUGUUGGCACAUUCUUUGGCACAUGUUGCAUCCUGGUUGAAGGUUAAGGAAGACGACCAAUCUGGUGAUGGGAUUGAAUCUGUGAUUAAUAAAGUUGAGAGUUAUUUGGCUGAAGGAAAGCUUGCUGAAGCAGCAGAUUGUCUAGAAGAAAGUGUGAGAGGCACACAAGCUGCAGAAAUUGUUGCUGGUUGGGUGAGGCAAGCAAGAAACAGGGCUAUUUCAGAGCAAGCUGUGCUGCUUCUUCAAUCCUAUGCCAAUUCCCUUAGCCUUACAUGAUUCCUAAAUUUUGAAUAUUUAUACAACCAUGUUGAUUCAAUACCUAAGGUUGCAGAGAUUAUAUUUGGCGGAUGAUGCCAACGGGAAUUAUUGACCUACGAGGAAAACGAUUAACGUUAUUCUUUCAUAGCAGCUCAAAUUCGUUGAUUUUGUGAUUUCUAUGCAACUCCAAUGGCUUUGGGGUUUUGACUGAAGUGACUUCAGGCUCUGUAUAAUUUUGCCUUUUGUUGCAUUGCAACGUAUUGAAAUUUCAAUAAUAUACACCAGGCGAUCAGGACAACGUUGGACGCCACAU